GAAGUGAAAAUUUUCCUGCAAAAAAUCUUUUCCACCUUAAUGUUUAUUUUAUUUUUUUCUUAUUCCGCUCUUCUUCAGUCUCUAACUGACCCAAAAGACAAAAAGGGAAAAUGAAAAGAGAAAAGUCCAAAUGAUUAUUUAUUUAUUCACACUUAUUUAAUCUUAUUUGUUUUGUCUUUGGAAAACCUGCAUAGACAUAUUAGACACAAAGGUUAAGGGUGUGAAUAUAAAUGGAAAAUUAGUGAACAAAAAUAAUUAAAAGAUUUUCCUUUCCUUUCUGCAAAAUUUCAGAGAGACCUGUCGAGACUCUUUUCUUUCUUUUUUAUUCUCUCUAAUUAUUAUUAUUUAUUUAUGAUUUUUUUUUUAUAAUCUAUUUUCUUCUUAUUACAAACCCCCUUUAUUGAUGGUGCUGUGUCUCUCCUUUUUCUUCUGCAACAACACCAAUUAAAACCCUUUUUCCAUCUCAUUCUUUUGUUCAAAUUCUCUGAGAAAAGAGCAGAUAGAAAAAGCCAUGUCAGGUUUGUAUAAUCCCAACUUCUCACCUGCCAGAGCUGCUUCUCCCCAGAUUAGAAGCACCCCAGAUGUUGACAGUCAGUACCUGUCAGAGUUAUUAGCAGAGCAUCAGAAGCUUGGACCUUUCAUGCAAGUGCUUCCGAUAUGUAGCCGCCUCCUGAAUCAAGAGAUCUUACGGGUUUCAGGCAUGAUGUCCAAUCAAGGUUUUGGUGACUUUGACAGGCUGCGGCAUAGAAGUCCUAGUCCGAUGGCUUCUUCUAACCUCAUGCCAAAUGUUACUGGGACGGGAUUAAGCAGCUGGAAUGGACUUCCUCAAGAGAGAUUAAGUGGACCUCCUGGAGUGACAAUGGACUGGCAAGGUGCACCUGCGAGCCCAAGUUCAUUCACUGUAAAGAGGAUUUUACGUUUGGAAAUUCCAGUAGAUACUUAUCCCAAUUUCAAUUUUGUCGGGCGACUUCUUGGACCAAGAGGUAAUUCCCUGAAACGGGUUGAAGCUACUACAGGCUGCCGUGUAUAUAUUAGAGGGAAAGGAUCUAUUAAGGAUCCAGACAAGGAAGAGAAGCUACGAGGACGACCUGGCUAUGAACACCUCAAUGAACCGCUCCACAUUUUAAUUGAGGCUGAUUUGCCUGCCAAUGUAGUCGAUAUAAGGCUGAGACAGGCUCAGGAAAUUAUAGAAGAAUUGCUCAAACCUGUUGACGAGUCACAGGACUAUAUCAAGAGGCAGCAGUUGCGUGAAUUAGCCAUGCUGAAUUCUAAUUUCAGAGAAGAGAGCCCAGGGCCAAGUGGUAGUGUCUCUCCUUUCAAUUCAAGCGGAAUGAAGCGUCCGAAAACAGGCAGAUGAGAGUGAGCUUGUAUUUUUGCCAUCCUAGAACAGUUUCCAACUCUGCUCCAGAAGAAAUAUAUGGCUGGUAAUGCCCUUGCAGUACUUGUCAGUUCAGCACAGCUACAAGAAGAAUAGGCUAACAGUCCAUGUUGGUGAUAUUUUCUGGUGCGUUUUCUUUUAUUUUGGUCUCCCUUUUAUUAUAUUAUUUUUUUUGAACCGCAACAGACACCUGGGACAAAAAUGAAAAAAAAAAAAAAAAAAAAUUGGAAAGGAAAUUAUUUAUAUAGUUGGCUCUUGAGUUUUUAGGUUUGGUGAGGUCAGCUUUUUCUUUUUUGCCCCCCUGUAAACUUAAUGCAUUAAUUGGAUUUAUUCUUGUGUUAGUGAUA
This is a messenger RNA of Ziziphus jujuba (common jujube), 1725 nucleotides long. RefSeq names its product KH domain-containing protein At2g38610. Gene Ontology annotation, cellular component: nucleus. Lineage: Eukaryota; Viridiplantae; Streptophyta; Magnoliopsida; Rosales; Rhamnaceae. Gene Ontology annotation, biological process: regulation of mRNA splicing, via spliceosome. Bases 512 to 1357 code for a protein of 281 amino acids. Gene Ontology annotation, molecular function: mRNA binding. The transcript has 7 exons. The record is from RefSeq and is a predicted model, not a curated record.